This is a messenger RNA of Culex pipiens pallens (northern house mosquito), 781 nucleotides long. RefSeq lists its product as uncharacterized. The coding region runs from base 301 to 615 and encodes 104 amino acids. The record is from RefSeq and is a predicted model, not a curated record. The transcript is spliced from 2 exons. NCBI's taxonomy places the organism in Eukaryota, Metazoa, Arthropoda, Insecta, Diptera, Culicidae.
AAAAAAUUUGGAAUUUUACAUUUGACGUGAUCGUAUAUUAAACCUAAUACCAAAACAUGUAAUCGUAUAUUUGAUGUAAAAUUAUGUUUAUUUUGACGUAAACUGAUGAAAUUCUCGUUGGAAUACCAUAACCUCAUGCGAAACCUAAAAUUACAUUACUUAUAACCCAACUUCACGUUUUAUUUGAUGCACAUAACUGGAGCAUCAAAUUUGAUGUAAUUUUACAUCAAACGAAACCUAAUUUCACGAGCUUUAGCCGUUACACUUUUGUCUGAGUGGCGAAACGUCAAAACGUUCGCCAUGUUUGACGCCGCAAAAAAUAUUGUUGCAUCAGCGUUUUUCGUCAAGAUUAUCUUAAUUUUUGUUUUCUUUACUGGCCUGGACCUGCUUUCGGCACUCAAAUCUACGAGAAAGGUUGCCGAAAUCAUCGAGCUCAAAGAAAAAAUCGGCGAUGUUCCAGUUCCAGUUCUGUCCACUGAAGAGGAUUUUCCCGGAUUGGACCAAAACCGUAGUGCCCAAGAAGCGAGUUCCUUCAAGCAUGGCAACAUCUCCAGUUGUGUGGCCAAAACACUCCAAACGGCAUGCCGGAAAAUUUGUAAUGGAACAAAGCCAUAGAUGAAUUUUCAGUGAAAAUGCAAGGAAGAAAAAUAAGACGAUUUGUGACUGUGAGUGAAAUUGUGUGAUGAAUUGAAAUGUGUUGCAAUAAAACCAUAAACAUCAGAUAAACAAACGUUUCUUUUUAUCCAACAAGAUUCCUAUUAGAAUCAUUCUCCACCAAACA